AAUUGUGAUUAUACCUGCUCGUAUCGGAUUUGAAAAAUGUGUCAGUGAUUAUAAAUCGGAAUUAAGUAUGACUGUGAAGAUUGUGAUUCUCCACAUGCAUACCAAUACCAAUGCAUUGAAGAGCGAUUUUCUCGAUUAAUUAACAACUCUGGUCUGGUAGUGUAUGAUUCUUCCAACAGCGAUAUAAAGCACUGCGUCAAUUUUCCAUACUGCAGCCUGUUGUUCGGUAAAUAAAAUGAAUUGAGUUUGUGAUCUGUAAGAACUAGAAAUGAGCUGUAAUCAUCAUACUUUGAAGUCAUUAAGUAAAAGCGGGAUUCCCGCUGGAGAAAUCAAGCAUACAAGUUACUUAUCCGAACAUAUCGGCGCGUUGUACCUGAAUAACAACUAUAGCGAUUUGGUAUUGAAAGUUGAUAAUGAGAAGUUUUUUGCUCACAAAGUAAUACUCGCUGCUCGAAGUGAAUAUUUCAGAGCAUUAUUGUAUGGAGGAAUGCGAGAAUCAACGCAAAAUGAGAUCGUUAUCACUGAAAGUAGCGUUGAAGCGUUUAAAGUUUUGCUCAAAUACAUUUAUACUGGACUAAUAUCGCUAAAUAAUCUGAAAGAAGAUUUCAUCUUGGAAGUAUUAGGACUUGCUCAUCAGUAUGGUUUCACAGAUUUAGAAAAUGCUAUCUCAGAUUACCUGAAGCAAGCUUUAACAAUUCAAAAUUGUUGCUUGAUUUAUGAUUCGGCCAGGCUGUAUAAUUUGAAAUUUCUAAUGCAAGUUUCGGCUUCGUUUAUCGAUAAGCGUGUAUCCAAAGUGAUCGAAGAAGAUUCAUUUCUUCAACUUUCGAUGGAUUCUCUAAAACAUCUAAUUAGCAGAGAUGCAUUUUUCGCCCCUGAAGUUGAAAUAUUCAAAGCAGUUUAUCGUUGGAUUCAAGCAAAUAGUGAUAUUACUCCAGAAAAUCAAACUGAGAUAUUGAGCGCCAUCCGUUUACCGUUGAUUAAUAUAAAGGAUUUAAUGUCCGUUGUUAGACCUACCGGAUUAAUAUCACCUGAUACCAUUUUAGAUGCCAUUGAAAUGCAAACAUCGCAACUUUCGAAUGCAAAAGUCAAAUAUAGAGGUCUUCUGCAAAUGGAUCAAAAUAUGGCGUCAUCAAAACAGGGUUCCGUUGUACUUCAGGGACAAUUUACGUCAGCUCUUUUAGAUGGAAAUGUUUCUAAUUACGAUAUGGAUAGAGGAUAUACGCGUCAUGCAAUAGGAGAAACUUCUGGUGAUCCUGGAAUCCUGGUACAGUUGGGCACUCAGUGUAUCGUGAAUCACAUCAAAAUUUUGCUUUGGGAUAAUGAUCUGAGAUCGUACUCAUAUUACGUUGAAGUUUCCAUGGAUCAAAAGGAUUGGACCAGAAUAAUCGAUCAUACGCAGUAUUUUUGUCGAUCAUGGCAGUUUUUGUAUUUCCCAGCUACGGUUGUUAAAUAUGUCAGAAUUGUUGGAACUAAUAAUACGGUGAACAAAAUUUUUCACGUUGUUCAUUUCGAAAUUAUGUACACUAGCAAAGCGUUACCUCUUGAAAAAGGAUUGGUCGUUCCUAAACACAAUGUUGCAACUUGUGCUCUUGGUGCUAGCGUCAUAGAAGGAGUGAGUAGAACGAGAAAUUCACUUUUAGAUGGGAACGUCCAAUCAUACGACUGGGAUUCAGGAUAUACGUGCCAUCAGUUGGGUAGUGGAUGUAUAUUAAUUCAAUUAGGUCAACCGUACUUAAUUGAUUCUAUGAGAUUACUCUUGUGGGAUUGCGACGAUCGAUUAUACAGUUAUUUUAUCGAAGUUUCUGUUAAUAUGUGGGAUUGGGAGCUAUUGAUAGACAAAACUAACGAGAAAUGUACCUCUUGGCAAACGUUACACUUUGAAAGAAGACCUAUUGUUUUCAUUCGUAUCACUGGCACACAAAACACUGCUAAUGAGGUUUUCCAUAUGGUGCAUUUCGAAUGUCCAGCUCAGAUUGAAGAAGGGCCACCCAAAGAUUUCGCUAAAAAAGCAGAAACAUCCGUUAGUGACGAAGAGGUAGCACCAGAAAGUAUUGUUGAAAGUACGGAAUUGGAAACGUUAGUUGAAAAUAAUGCCAAUUCUGAACUUAAAGCGUGAUAUUUAUUGUUUAUUUAAGGUAUGUUUAAAUUUUUUUCCUGGCGAAAAAAAGUUCAAACCACUAACUUCUGAUACUGUUCUUGAGUUUUUCAAAUCUAAAGCAUUGUUUUCGUUUCCUUGUAUUGUUUCAAAAUGAACAUGAGCUUUUUGCUUUAGUGAAAUUUACUUAUUAUUUUUCAUUUUGUGUAUACUAUACUAUUAAUUAUUCUUGCAUUAAUUUGUUUUUUUUUUACCUUAUACUUUAAUACAACUACUUUUUCGUUUAUCUUCGUUUUUUUUUGUCAAUUUGAUACAAUGAUACAAAGGGGUGCUUUAGAGUCGCACUCGAGUUGAGUCUUAUGUAAGCGUUGACCCAAAUGACCACCGAAUUUCUCAACAAAAAAAAAAAAAAAAAAAUGCAAUCACCGUAAGGCGUUACUACUAUGAAAGUGCCCUACUAUGAAAAUACCGAACUACUAAUUUCAUUUGGCGCUUGGCCUGGCUUUCAUUUAAAAUCAAGGUACUCCUGAAAAGAUCAAAAAGAAAAAUAGAAAAAUCAAAACAACACUUUCGCGGCAUAAUAAUCUAAAAUCGACGUCUCGUGAAAUUAAUUUUAAACACUUCUUUAAAUUAAGUACAUUUCUUGAUUUCAAAAAUGAGUGGUAACUCAUCAGAAGAUACAUUCUUCGGAAAUCGCAAUUCUUCUUUACUUUCUUUGAGUGACGACAGCGAACCGGAUAAAAUUCAGAUAUUACACGGUAUCGUUCAAGAAGCAUUGCAAAACCUUUUCAACGUCAAAGGAGAAGAAGCUCAUUAUAACGAAUAUAAAGAUAUCAACCUUAUCAGAAAGAACCCAGAGUUCAGUAGACGUCUUUAUGCAAGACUUACCGAAAAAGUGUCCAAAAAAAUUGAUGCUUGUUUAGAAAAGCAGAACGAAGCUAAUGAUCUUCAUAAAAGCUUCUCUGAAUUGAAGGAGUUAUCUAAGAAGAGUAGUUCUGAUGACGUUGCGUGGCGUCCCCCGCGCAAUGUUGAUGAUAACAUCAGAUCAGUCGUAAUGGAACAAAAAAUUAGAUACAGGAAUGCAUUGGAAUCCAUAGUUUCUCAGAAAGAAAACAAAGUUGCUGAACUAAAAAAUAAAGUGCUGAAUACAAGAAAUCGAAAAGAAGCAAUGGAUAGCCGGUUACAAGUUCUAAAUGAUAAUCUGUACAAUAUGGUAACUACUCUGAAUGAGAAUGUAGAUGGUUUAAUAGACUGAUACGAUGCUAUUGAAUUAUACUUCAAUUUUGUAUAUAGGUACUGCAUGUUUUAUAAGCUGUUGUAAGAUUUUGUAUUGAAUUAAAUUAUUUUUUAAUAGUCA
This is a messenger RNA of Planococcus citri (citrus mealybug), 3452 nucleotides long. It is a transcript of the gene BTBD9, whose product is annotated as BTB (POZ) domain containing 9. Gene Ontology annotation, cellular component: cytoplasm. Lineage: Eukaryota; Metazoa; Arthropoda; Insecta; Hemiptera; Pseudococcidae. The transcript is spliced from 13 exons. Gene Ontology annotation, molecular function: protein binding. Gene Ontology annotation, biological process: adult locomotory behavior; circadian behavior; modulation of chemical synaptic transmission. The record is from RefSeq and is a predicted model, not a curated record. Bases 269 to 2116 code for a protein of 615 amino acids.